Equus quagga is the source of this 1932-nucleotide messenger RNA. Its product is annotated as 2'-5'-oligoadenylate synthase-like protein 2. The record is from RefSeq and is a predicted model, not a curated record. Gene Ontology annotation, biological process: regulation of ribonuclease activity; negative regulation of viral genome replication; defense response to virus. Gene Ontology annotation, cellular component: membrane; cytosol; nucleoplasm. The transcript is spliced from 6 exons. The coding region runs from base 207 to 1769 and encodes 520 amino acids. NCBI's taxonomy places the organism in Eukaryota, Metazoa, Chordata, Mammalia, Perissodactyla, Equidae. Gene Ontology annotation, molecular function: double-stranded RNA binding; protein binding; 2'-5'-oligoadenylate synthetase activity.
GAAACACAAAAUUAGAGCUCAGCGAACUCAGUUUCGGUUUCCCAACAGCAAGAGAGGGGGGAGGAUGUGGCAGCAGAGCUGGCUUCUGAGCUUAGAGCAGCCCGGGGAGAGAUAAGAUGUACUAUCCGGUCCUUUAGCCUGCUGGAGAAACAGGGGUGGCAGAAGCAGAGAGGAUUUAUUCCAACGGGCAGCCUGGUCUGGCAGAGAUGGAGCCCUCCCAGGACCUGUAUGAGACCCCUGCAGACAGGCUGGAUGCCUUUGUGGAGCACUGCCUUCAGCCCCAGGGAGAGUGGAAGGAAGAAGUUCAGGACGCCUGGCAGAGAAGCGAGAAGUUCUUGAGGAAUCAUUGCUUCCGGGAUGAGCUGCUUGGAGACCAAGAAGUCAGGGUGCUGAAGGUGGUGAAGGGUGGCUCCUCUGGGAAGGGGACGACGCUGAACCACAGCUCCGACGUGGACAUGGUCCUCUUCCUGAGCUGCUUCUCCAGCUUCCAAGACCAGGCAAUGCUCCGGGGACUCAUCAUCAGCCUCAUCGAGGAGAAAUUGACUCACUGUAGCAGGAGCCUGGCCUACAACAUCAAUCUGGCCCCGCGCAGAGAGACGACCAGGGUCCCCCGCUCCCUGUCCUUCCAGGUCCAGGCCAGGAGGAGCAGUGAAAUCAUCAGAGUGGAUGUGCUCCCGGCUUUCAAUGCUCUAAGAAAUUUUUGCCCGGACUCUAAACCACCACCGGAAAUCUAUGAAAACUUGAUCACCACCCAUGGCCUCCCUGGGGAGUUCUCGCCAAGCUUCACAGAGUUGCAGAGGCACUUCGUGAAAAGUCGUCCUACUAAGCUAAAGAGCCUCCUGCGGCUGGUGAAACACUGGUACCUGCAGUACGUGAAACGUAAAUAUCGAAAAGCAGCAGUGCCCCCAAAAUAUGCACUGGAGCUUCUGACUAUCUAUGCCUGGGAAAUGGGUACAAACAAAAAUGAGAGCUUCAACCUGGAUGAAGGAUUUAUAGCUGUGAUGAAACUCCUCAGAGAUUAUGAAGACAUCUGCAUAUAUUGGACCAAGUACUAUGAUUUUGAAAAUGAAGUUGUCAGAAUCUUUAUCAAAAAACAGUUGAAGGAAUGCAGGCCCAUUAUCCUGGACCCAGCUGAUCCCACCAACAACCUGGGAAGGGAAAAGAGAUGGGACCUGGUGGCCAAAGAGGCCGUUUACUGCCUGAAGCAGGAUUGCUGCAGGACGGAAGACUCCAGCCAAGCCUGGCACGUACAGCCAGCAAGGGACGUCCAGGUGAUAGUGAAACACACAGGGUGGGAGCCCUGGACACUCUCAGUGGACCCCUACAGCCCCAUCUGGAAGAUGAAAGUGGAGAUCAAGAGUAGGUGUCGCCUCCAGGGACAGCAGCGUCUCUCCUUCCAGGAGCCAGGAGGAGAUCGGCAACUGCUCAGUAGCCGGCGGACCCUGGCAGAUUACGGGAUCUUCUCUAAAGUGAACGUCCGGGUGCUGGAGACCUUCCCUCCUGAGAUCCAGGUGUUCGUGAAGGACUCCAGCGGCCACACCAAACCUUAUGCCAUUGACCCUGAUAACUCCAUCCGUGACUUGAAAGAGAAGAUUGAGGAGGCUGGAGGACCUUGCGUGGAGGAUCAGAUACUAAGGUUCCAGGGUCGGAAACUGUGGAAUCAUCGCAGCCUCUCAGACCUGCAGAUAGAGGACUGUGACACCAUCACGCUCAUCAGGAAAGACUACAAUUCUCCAGUAGUGCCAGUGGUCUGGCCGUUCACGAUGUAGACUUCUCUGUCCUGUCCCCCCAGCCCACCUCUUUCUACCCAAACCACUGUGUUCCUUCUGAACAUAAAUACCCCUCCCCUGCUUAAAUCCUCCAAUGGCUCCUAUCACCUACAGAAUAAAGUUCGAGUUCCUUUGCUUGGCAUUCAGGGACCUUGACAAUUUA